Hyalella azteca is the source of this 1169-nucleotide messenger RNA. RefSeq names its product sodium/hydrogen exchanger 9B2. The record is from RefSeq and is a predicted model, not a curated record. NCBI's taxonomy places the organism in Eukaryota, Metazoa, Arthropoda, Malacostraca, Amphipoda, Hyalellidae. Bases 38 to 715 code for a protein of 225 amino acids. Gene Ontology annotation, biological process: proton transmembrane transport. The transcript has 5 exons. Gene Ontology annotation, molecular function: antiporter activity. Gene Ontology annotation, cellular component: membrane.
CUUGACGUGGCACAUUUUGAAGUGGCCUCUUGCAUUGAUGAUGGGGCUAUUUUUUGGGGCCGCGAUGGGACUGAUCUGCUGGGUUCUGCCUAGCAAACGCAAGCAAGGUCCUUCGUUGCGGCUGUCUGCCAUGCUUCUAACAGCUGGACUCUUCAUAUUCUUUGGGAGUCGGAAGAUUGAAUUUUUCGGUGGUGGAGCGCUGGCGGUGCUUACCAUGGGGUUCGUAGCAGCGGAAGGGUUCAGGCGGCAGGGUUGGGGCGAUGGUGACAACCCCGUGGGGCAGCACCUGAUCUUCGUAUGGGGCUACUUCCAGCCCAUGCUGGAUGGCCUCAUCGGCGCCGAGAUGCAAUUGCGAGAAAUGGACCUUCACACUGUCGGGCUGGGAUUAGCAAUGCUGUGCAUCAGCCUGACGUGUCGCCUCGUCACGACUUUCUAUAUGACGCUUGGCACAGGCUUCAACAUCAAAGAGCGAAUCUUCGUCGCCAUUGCGUUAAUACCGAAGGCCACCGUCCAGAUUACGAUUGGCGCAAUGGCGCUGGAGCAUGCAAUCCGCAUCGGAGCAGACGAGCAAGAGAUCGCCCUAGCAAACCAGAUACGGACCAUCUCGUGGGUGACUAUCCUAUUCGCCGCGAAUAUCGGGGCCAUCGUCACCACGCUCUCAGCCUCCAAACUUUUGCAGAGCUCAUGUCCGCCCUCGCACUUGAAUAAUGUCUAAACCACCGUAAAUUUCAUUUCUUCAACUGUGAAUUAAUAAUCCAGCAGUUCCAAAACUUGAAUUCAAUUUUAAUCUUAUUUUCAGCUGUUUUGUUUAUACAUAGUAGACCAGUUUUCACGAGUUUAGACUCGUGAAAAAAAUUUUCAUAAUGAAGCUCAAUGCUUUUUAAAGAGAUAUCGCGGAAUUCUAGCAUCCUCUUUAGGUGAUAUUUAUCUGACAAUUGCAGGAUCCAUGCGUAAUUUAAGCAGAAAUUUAAUGAGACCAGCGCCUUUUUUCGUAUCCGUGUGAAAUUGUUAAGUGAUACACUAAUCCAAACUUCUGUACCUUUAUUCCUUUAUUUUAAUGGUAAAUAUAUUUAAUAAAUAUAUUAAUAAGUACUCAGAGAAGUUUUUCGAAUUUAUUCUCCAUGUAAUCUUCAAUACUCGAAGUGACAGUCUGAUUGACAGUCUGAUGG